Molecule: messenger RNA, 4464 nt
Organism: Danio aesculapii
Lineage: Eukaryota; Metazoa; Chordata; Actinopteri; Cypriniformes; Danionidae
Gene: bdkrb2
Product: bradykinin receptor B2
Exons: 2
Coding region: 78-1148 (356 amino acids)
Biological process (GO): vasoconstriction; smooth muscle contraction; G protein-coupled receptor signaling pathway
Cellular component (GO): membrane
Molecular function (GO): bradykinin receptor activity
Source: RefSeq, a predicted model, not a curated record
UACAGCACAGAGAGCGGGACAAACCACACACCCACGCGCGCACACAUCUGGAUCAGUUUUUAGGACCAGUGAGAAACAUGGAUCCCGAGAUACAACUAACAACAUCAUCAUCAAUCCUCUCUACAAUUCCCUCUACAAACAACCUCACCAACGCCACCCAGUGUCCGCAUUGGGAAGUGUGGGACUGGCUGUAUGUCAUGCAACCGGCUUACAUGUUCAUCAUCUGCAUUCUGGGGAUCAUCGGUAACAUCUUCGUCCUGCUGGUCUUCAGUCUACAUAAGAAAGCAUGUACAGUCGCUGAAAUCUACCUGGGGAAUCUAGCAGCUGCAGACCUCCUAUUGGUUUCGUGUUUGCCGUUCUGGGCGAUCAACAUCGCCAAUGAGUUUAACUGGGAAUUUGGAUCAGUGAUGUGUCGACUGGUCAACACGGGCAUCAAAAUGAACAUGUUAUGCAGUAUUUACUUCUUAGUUUUGGUCAGCACUGAUCGCUAUGUUGCACUCGUUCAUGCACUAUCGCGUGGUAGAAUGAGACGACCACGAUACGCCAAACUCAACUGCAUUGCCGUCUGGUGCUUCGGAUUAAUACUCAACAUCCCGACGCUUCAUUUCCGUGACAUUAAAUUCAUCCCAGAGCUAAACAUCACGGCUUGCAUUCUGGAUUAUCCAAGUCCAAACAUCGGUUUAAUCUGUGACAUUCUCCUCAUAAUAAUCGGCUUCAUUAUACCGAUUUUGGUGAUCUCGUAUUGCACGCUUAAAAUCAUCCGAGCUUUGCAUGAGCAAGUCGUCGACCGCUUUAAUGCUGAAAACACUGAAAGAAAAGCUACGAUUCUGGUGUUGGUGGUCCUGAUGGUGUUUCUCCUAUGUUGGGUCCCGUUUCAUCUCGUGACGCUUAUGGAUAUCCUGAUGCGAUUCGGUGUCUUUGGCGGAUGCAAAUUCGAAGCCGGUCUUGAUAUUUCCAAUCAGAUCUUCACCUACUUGGCUUUGAGCAACAGCGUUUUGAACCCGAUUCUCUAUGUAAUCGUGGGCAAGAACUUCAGGAAGAAGGUCAAAGAGCUGAUGAAGCAACUUGCGGAGAAGAAAGUGGAUUCGACAAGCGGUUCGACGAGAUCACAGCUCUCGUCCACCUUAAAGACUUUCACAACUUAUUAAGAGCUCAUUGGAUCAACCUGAAAUUAUGGUUCAGAAUCAAUGGCUCAGAAUUAUUGUAAAAUUUAAGUCAGAGUUAUUAGCCAUCCUGUAUAUUUUCUCUCAAUUUUCUUAAAGGCCAUUUUUUCAACACAUUUCAACACAUAAUAGUUUUAAUAACUAAUUUCUAAUAACUGCUUUAUUUAAUCUUUGUCAUGAUGACAGUAAAUAAUAUUUUACUAGAUAUUCUUAAAGACACUACACUGUAAAAAAUAUAUGAUCAAUUAGUCCAGACAGCAUAUUUUAGGCCACUGUAACUUAAUAAACUAAUUUAAUCAUGUUCUAACUUAAUUUUAUAAGUUAUGCAAGCUGUUUUAAGUCAGUUUCACAUGGAUUUCCAUGGACUCAUAAGGUUAAUUUGAUGCAACCAGGUUUGUUUUCACAGUGUAGUAUUCAGCUUAAAGUGACAUUUAAAGGCCUAACUAGGUUCAUUAGGGUAAUCAGGCAAGUCAUUGUAUAACAGUGGUUUGUUCUGUAGACAAUCCAAAACGAAUAUUGCUUAAGGGGGUUAAUAAUAUUGACCUUAAUAUGGCUUAAAAAUUGCUUUUAUUCUAGCCAAAAUAAAACAAAUAAGACUUUCUACAGAAGAAAAAAUAUUAUAGGAAAUACUGUGAAAAAUUCCUUGCUCCGUUAAACAUCAUUUGGGGAAAUAUUUAUAAAUAUUAAUAAAAAUAAUUCACACAAGGGCAAAUAAUUUUGACUUCAUUUGUAUAUGGUAAAAGCAUCCUUUUCAAAGUUGUAAAUAUAAAAAACUAAAUGUUACACAACAAAAUACAGUUUCAGUCUUCUACAGAAAGUUUGGUUCACAUUUAAAGUUGUAAAACUGAUAAUGUCGCACUUUCUGAGUUGAAACUGUUGAAGUAAACCCUAAUUAGGGCUGGGCAUUGAUUAAUCACAUUCAAAAGAAAAGUUUGUUUUUCCAUAAUGUGCAUUAUUUAUACAUGAAUCCAGGCAUACAAACAAAUUAUACAUCCAUAGAGAAUAUCUGUAUUAUAUACACAUAUUUUAUAUCUUAAUAUAAAUAAAUAUUCUCAAAUAUAUGCAUGCACAUACACAUGGAUAUUAUGUAAAUACAAACUUUCUUUUUAGAUGCGAUUAAUCAUGAGUCAUUAUGGGCCAGCACUAAUUCUAAUUUGAAGAUGUUGUGAAAUACUGAACGUUUUAAAAUAUUUAAUAUGUACAAAACAAUUCAAAUGAUAUCAUGGUAAAAACAUCAGUACUGUAUGCCGUUGUGUAAAGUUAUAUUUCAUUUUUAUACUUUUUUGUUUUUAAUGUAUUUUCUACAAGAAGCUAAACCCAUGUGUGUUAAGUAAUGUUUGUAAGCUUUGAAGUGAAUGAAAGAAUAAUAUCGAUAUACUGCCAAAUGUAGCAAAAUUACACUCAAAACUUGAACAUGUUCAUUUGAUUUCAUCUGGACAAAUGUAUCUGCUUAAUAAAUGUACAUGCUUAAAUAAGGAUGAAGAAAGAUCACAGUGACCUUACAGUGCAUCCGGAAAGUAUUGAUAGCGCUUCACUUUUUUCACAUUUUUUAUGUUACAGCCUUAUUCCAAAAUGGAUUAAAUUCAUGUAUUUCCUCAACAUUUUACACACAAUCCCCCAUAAUGACAAUGUGAAAAAAGAGUUUUUGAAAUUGUUGCAAACUUAUUAAAAAUAAAAAAGCUGAAUAAUCACAUGUGCAUCAGUAUUGACAGCCUUUGGCGUGAAGCUCUAAAUUGAGCUUAAGUACAUUCUGUUUCCUCUGAUCAUUCUUAAGAUGUUUCAGCAGCUUAAUUGGAGUUCACCUGUGGUCAAUUCAGUUGAUUGGACAUGAUUUGAAAAGGCAUACAUCUGUCUAUAUAAGGUCCCAGGGUUGACAGUGCAUGUCAAAGCACAAAACAAGCAUGAAGACAAAGGAAUUGUCUGUAGACCUCAGAGACAGGAUUGUCUCAAGGCAGAAGGCUGGGGAAGGUUACAGAAACCUUUCUGCUGCUCUGAAAGUUCCAAUGAGCACAGUGGCCUCCGUCAUCCGUAAGUGGAAGAUGUUUGAAACCACCGGGACUCUUCCUAGAGCUGGCCGGCCAUCUAAGCUGAGUGACCGGGGGAGAAGGGAUCUGUGCAGCAAUCCACCAAUCAUGCCUGUAUGGUAGAGUGGCCAGACGGAAGCCACUCCCCGCCUAGAAUCUGCCAAAAGGCAUCUGAAUGAUUCUUAGACCAUAAGAAACAAAAUUUUCUGGCCUAAUGGGACUCAAAUGGAACUCUUUGGAGUAAAUGCCAGGCAUUACGUUUGGAGAAAACCAGGCAGCACCCAUCACCAGGCUAGUACCAUCCCUACAGUGAAGCAUGGUGGUGGCAGCAUCAUGCUGUGGGGAUGUUUUUCAGCAGCAGGAACUGGAAGACUAGUCAGGAUAAAGGGAAAGAUGAAUGCAGCAAUGUACAGAGACGUCCUGAAUGAAAACCUGCUUCAGAGUGCUCUUGACCUCAGACUGGGGUGACGGUUCAUCUUCCAGCAGGACAAUGACCCAAAGCACACUGCCAAAGUAUCAAUGGAGUGGCUUCACAACAACUCAGUUAAGGUCUUUGAGUGGCCCAGCCAGAGCCCAGACCUAAAUCCUACUGAACAUCUCUAGAGAUCUGAAAAUGGCUGUACACAGUCACUUCCCUUCCAACCUGAUGGAGCUUGAGAGGUACUGCAAAGAGGAAUGGGCAAAAACUCCCAAAGACAGGUGUGCCAAGCUUGUGGCAUCAUAUUCAAAAAGACUUGAGGCUGUAAUCACUUCCAAAAGUGCAUCAACAAAGGCUGAGCAAAGGCUGAGAAUACUGAUGUACAUGUGAGUUAUCAGCUUUUUUAUUUUUAAUAAAUUUGCAACAAUUUCAAAAACUCUUUUUUCACAUUGUCAUUAUGGAGGAUUGUGUGUAGAAUGUUGAGGAAAUAAAUGAAUUUAAUCUAUUUUGGAAUAAGGCUGUAGCAUAAAAACAUGCGGAAAAGUGAAGCGCUAUGAAUACAUUCCAGAUGCACUGUAAAGACCUUAAAUAAUUCAGUUUGUUUUGAGUAAAGCGUACAAAUGCACAUACUUUUCAACUAUCUGAUUUAUAAUAUUUGCUUAAUAUCUGAAAUAUUUGUUUGAAGUUGUAGAAAAACAAAUUUAAUGUUAAAAAAAUAGUAAGCUCAUAAUAGUAUAAAAUGUUCUCAGACACAAAGUGAAAUGAUCAGUUUUCUUGCUUGGCACAUAUGUUAGUUUUGAUGUGUGUAUGUGGUAUGACAUUGAAAAGCUGUACAUUUUUCAUUAAAUGCUAUGAAAUG